GUCUGUGGUUUCAUCCAAGUACAGUUUGCAAAUGGCGAGCCCGAGAGGCUUGGCCUUCCUGAGGAUACAGAGGGAUACUCUCAGAAGUUGUUCGUCGGCAAUAUCCCGCCGUCCACGACUGAUGAGGAGCUCAAGCUGAUGUUCUCGAGGUAUGGUAAUGUCACUGAAGCUUACGGUUUGGAAUCUAAACGGGCCAGUGGAAAUAAGGCGGCUUUUGUGAGAUAUUCGAAGAAAUCAGACGCUGUUAAGGCCAUAGAAGCUCUCAAUGAGAAGUAUACCUUCCCUGGUGAGCCUCAUCCCAUCACAGUUAAAUGUGCUGAUACCAGAGAGCAGAGGUGGGGGAG
Molecule: messenger RNA, 344 nt
Organism: Perkinsus marinus ATCC 50983
Lineage: Eukaryota; Perkinsozoa; Perkinsida; Perkinsidae
Exons: 3
Cellular component (GO): ribonucleoprotein complex; nucleus; cytoplasm
Molecular function (GO): mRNA binding
Source: RefSeq, a predicted model, not a curated record